Messenger RNA from Arthroderma uncinatum, 960 nucleotides. RefSeq names its product erp2,4. Lineage: Eukaryota; Fungi; Ascomycota; Eurotiomycetes; Onygenales; Arthrodermataceae. The record is from RefSeq and is a predicted model, not a curated record. Bases 1 to 960 code for a protein of 319 amino acids. Gene Ontology annotation, cellular component: endoplasmic reticulum; endoplasmic reticulum-Golgi intermediate compartment; COPII-coated ER to Golgi transport vesicle. Gene Ontology annotation, biological process: Golgi organization; endoplasmic reticulum to Golgi vesicle-mediated transport; protein retention in ER lumen. The transcript has 5 exons.
AUGCGGUUCCAAGCUAUCGCGGUAUGGCUCUUUGCCUGGGCGGUUUCGUCGGUCUACGGGACUGCUUUGACCUACAGACUCGAUGCUGCCGAGAAGGCCUGCUUUUACUCCUGGAUCGAUAAACCCCCAGCCAAAAUCGCUUUUUACUUCGCUGUCCAAUCUGGUGGCUCGUUCGAUAUCGAUUUCUCCGUCUAUGGCCCAGGAGAGAGACUGGUUAUGGAUGGAACUAAGGAGAGACAGGGAGAUUUUGUCUUUACCGCCCAGUCCGUCGGAGAAUAUCGCUUCUGCUUCAAUAACGAGAUGUCAACCUUCGCUGAGAAGACCGUGGACUUUGAGAUUGCUGUUGAGAACGAGGAACGAACCCAGCUACCCUCGAAACCGGGCACCUCCCCUGAGCAGGCGUCGGCGGUGGAAGAGACCAUCUUCAGAUUAGGUGGCCAACUGUCUACAAUCAGCCGAAACCAGAAGUAUUUCCGCACUCGUGAGAACAGGAAUUUCAGCACCGUGCGGAGCACGGAGAAGAGGAUAUUCAACUUCAGCGUUAUCGAAAGUUUGAUGAUGAUUUCGAUGGCUGGCCUUCAGGUGUUUAUUGUCAGGUUCUUUUUCCAGGGCGCUAGGAAAGUGGCGACAUCUUGCACCACUGCAAGGGAGAACACGGGUGGGAACCAGGAGCGGUUUUCUCCUGUAGCGUUUCGAGCAGACAGCAGAUCUAUAGCAGGGGAAGGAAAAGUUGGCCGAACCCACAGAUCAUCGUUCCCUGCAGCUCUCGCUCCGAGUUAUGUCCGUAUCGUCCGUUUCGAGGGUACAAGCAAAGAUGUCAUCGCUACCUCCACUUCCGGCCUGGUUCUUCGUACUAUCCUGGCCAUGGCGUUCGUCGCUCCAGUUAAACCCGGACGGAACACAUCCAUCAAUGUGCUUGAGGUCGAUCAAAUCCGCCACUUGGUCGAGCCCAAAUACUAG